This is a messenger RNA of Eucalyptus grandis, 600 nucleotides long. RefSeq names its product cytochrome P450 CYP749A22-like. Gene Ontology annotation, molecular function: heme binding; iron ion binding; oxidoreductase activity, acting on paired donors, with incorporation or reduction of molecular oxygen. Lineage: Eukaryota; Viridiplantae; Streptophyta; Magnoliopsida; Myrtales; Myrtaceae. The record is from RefSeq and is a predicted model, not a curated record. The transcript is spliced from 2 exons. Bases 85 to 516 code for a protein of 143 amino acids.
GAUUGGCAAGAGGAAGCAAGGAAGGAGGUUCUUGAUGUAUUUGGGAAUGAAGACCCCGACUUCGAUGGAAUCGCAAAGUUAAGGAUGAUCAGCAUGAUCAUGAACGAAGCUCUACGAUUAUACCCUCCUGUGAUAGGGUUCAGUCGAAAAGUCGACCAGCAACUUAGGCUAGGGAAACUUGUACUUCCUCCUAAUACUCAAGUCUUUAUAGCAAAUCUUAAGAUUCACCACGACCCCGAAAUUUGGGGAGAAGAUGUGCACCUCUUCAGACCAGAGCGAUUCUCAGAAGGCGUCUCUAAAGCCACCAACAACAACGCAGUGGUGUUCCUUCCCUUUGGCUUCGGGCCUCGAAUGUGUGUGGGGAUGAACUUUGCGAUGAAUGAGGCGAAAAUUGUCCUUUCGAUGAUUCUGCAGCGCUACACUUUCAUAUUGUCUCCAGGGUACAUCCAUAGUCCAGUACAAAUCCUCACGAUUCGCCCGCAACACGGACUUCAAGUUAUCCUUCAUCCAUUGUAGCUUGUUUAUCAGCAGAUAUGAUCUAGUUAACGUUGGGAUUUUGACAACCUAUAUUGAGUUUCCUAAAAGAAUAAUUGUUUAGCA